This is a messenger RNA of Capsicum annuum, 3777 nucleotides long. Its product is annotated as phototropin-1. Gene Ontology annotation, molecular function: protein serine/threonine kinase activity; ATP binding. Bases 420 to 3497 code for a protein of 1025 amino acids. The record is from RefSeq and is a predicted model, not a curated record. NCBI's taxonomy places the organism in Eukaryota, Viridiplantae, Streptophyta, Magnoliopsida, Solanales, Solanaceae. Gene Ontology annotation, biological process: protein phosphorylation. Gene Ontology annotation, cellular component: nucleus; cytoplasm; plasma membrane. The transcript has 25 exons.
AGAGAUCAAAUCAAAAAUUGAUCUUCAACAUUCUUCUUUUAUUUUGAUUCCAAGUGUUUUUGUAUUGUGUUGAUGAUUGAAAUGUGAAAGCAUGGGGAUGAGUGUUUAGCCAUGUGAAAAUCUAGGUGUACAGGCAUGGGAUGAUAAUUCUUCAUGACAAUCAUUCUUUCUUCUUGCUUUUCUAUUUAAUUACCCUCUUCUUAGCCUUUUCUGCCAGUUAAAAGUUGGAUACAUUACUUUUUUUCUACUCCCAAUAUUUAAAUCAUUGGAGGCUUCUUUGUUUGUGGAGUAUAUAUAUAGAUCAACUUCUGUGUGAAGUCUGCAGGAUAUCCAUCCACUUAUUACUUAACUCAUCUGGUUAUUCCUGCAAUCAAAGGCAAAAGCAUCAAUAUCCUACUUCUUUCCAAGAAACACUCAUCAUGGAAGAAGAAAACAAGCCACAAUCUCCUCUUAUACCACCACUCCCUAGAGAUCCAAGAGGUUCAUUAGAAGUAUUCAACCCUUCAACGUUCUCUAACAAUUCCCGCCCAACAAAUCCAGUUUAUCGAUCACAGCCUUCAUGGAAAGCCUGGUCUUCCAACGAUCCAAUUACUACAUCAACAAUACCAGAAACACAUGAAUCAGAGGAAGUAUUGAAACCUCCCAAAACUAACAAUGACGAAGUUGCUCCAAUCACGACUUCAUGGAUGGCAAUUGCUCCAAUGUCUACUACGCAAAUUGAUGCUUCUUCGAUAAGUCGGAAGAAGGAAGUAGCAUCUGCUAAUGAUAUUGAUGGAAAUGAUGCUGCUGCUCAGAGAGCGGCGGAGUGGGGACUGGUGUUGAAAACUGAUGAUGAGACGGGGAAAUUGCAAGGAGUUAAAGUUAGGACUUCUGGUGAUGAUCAAAAUGGUGGUAAAACAGAGAGUUCCAGAAGGAAUUCUGGCAAUUCUUAUAGGAGUUCUGGUGAAUUUUCUGAUGAUGGUGCUGGUAAAGAGAGGGGAAUUCCAAGAGUUUCAGAGGAUUUAAGAGAUGCUUUAUCAACAUUUCAACAAACAUUUGUGGUGUCGGAUGCAACCAAACCCGAUUACCCAAUUUUGUAUGCAAGUGCUGGAUUUUUCAAGAUGACUGGUUAUACAUCAAAGGAGGUUAUAGGCAGGAACUGUCGAUUCAUGCAGGGUGCGGGUACGGAUCCAGAGGAUGUGGCCAAGAUCCGAGAAGCAUUGGAAUCGGGUUCAACUUACUGUGGAAGAUUACUGAAUUAUAAAAAGGAUGGGACCCCCUUUUGGAAUCUCCUCACUAUUGCACCAAUCAAAGAUGACGCUGGCAAAGUCCUCAAAUUCAUUGGAAUGCAAGUGGAGGUAAGCAAGCACACAGAAGGCUCCAAGGAAAAGACUGUUAGGCCCAACGGGCUUCCCGAAUCAUUGAUACGCUAUGAUGUACGUCAAAAGGAGAUGGCUGGUAAUUCAGUGAAUGAGCUAUUGGAAGAAAUAAAAAAGCCAAGAAGGGCAAGAGCUCUUAGUGAAUCAACAAAUAAUAGACCAACUUCCAUGAGAAAAUCAGAAGGAGAUCAAAUUGAACAAGACAAACAGGAUAUUGGCAUCACUACUCAUAAGUUAAAUUUAGUGAACAAAGCACCAGCAAGAAGACAUUCACAUGCUGGUACAAGGACAACCACCAUGCAGAUGGAAAAAAUUAAUGAAGUCCCUGAAAAGAAACCUAAAAAAGCUCCUCGUCUAUCUUUCAUGGGGAUUAUGAAGAAAAACCGUUCUAGUACUACUAGGGCUAAUGAGGAUGAUGAUUUUGAGGCAAGGAUGACUAUGGAUAACGAUGAUAACGACGACGAAGAUGAUGACAGUGACAACGAUGGACGUCCAGUUAGUGUUGAUGACAAAGUGAGGAAGAAGGAAAUGAGGAAAGGUAUUGAUUUAGCUACCACACUUGAACGUAUUGAGAAGAACUUUGUCAUUACUGAUCCAAGGCUACCUGAUAAUCCCAUCAUAUUUGCAUCGGAUAGUUUCUUGGAGCUGACGGAGUACAGCCGUGAAGAAAUCCUGGGAAGAAACUGCAGGUUUCUUCAAGGCCCUGAAACUGAUCCAGCAACUGUGAAGAAAAUCAGACAGGCAAUUGAUAAUCAAACUGAUGUCACUGUCCAGCUCAUUAACUACACUAAGACUGGCAAAAAGUUCUGGAAUUUGUUCCACCUGCAGCCUAUGCGUGAUCAAAAGGGUGAGGUACAAUACUUCAUUGGAGUGCAACUAGAUGGAAGUCAGCAUGUGGAGCCACUACAGAACAGUAUCCCUGAAGACAAGGCAACAGAAAGUGCAAAACUGGUGAAAGAAACUGCUGUAAAUGUUGAUGAAGCAGUUCGAGAGCUUCCAGAUGCCAAUUCAAAACCAGAGGAUUUGUGGAGAAAUCAUUCAAAAGUUGUUCAGCCAAAGCCUCACAGAAAGGACAGUCCAUCUUGGAAAGCAAUACAAAAGAUUCUGGAGAGUGGAGAACCAAUAGGCUUGAAGCAUUUUAAGCCAAUUAAGCCACUGGGAUCUGGUGAUACUGGCAGUGUGCAUUUGGUGGAGCUUUGUGGAACUGGCCAGCAUUUUGCUAUGAAGGCAAUGGAUAAGACUAUAAUGCUUAACCGAAACAAGGUGCAUAGAGCUUGUGCCGAACGAGAAAUCCUAGAUCUGUUGGACCAUCCUUUUCUUCCGGCACUUUAUGCAUCUUUUCAGACCAAAACCCAUAUCUGUCUAAUAACUGAUUACUACCCUGGAGGAGAGCUUUUCAUGCUUCUAGACAGACAACCGACGAAGGUGUUGAAGGAAGAUGCUGCAAGGUUCUAUGUCGCUGAAGUAGUGGUGGCAUUGGAGUACCUUCAUUGUCAAGGUAUAAUUUAUAGGGAUCUGAAGCCUGAAAACGUCUUGCUACAGAGUGGUGGGCAUGUAUCUUUGACGGACUUUGAUCUUUCGUGUUUGACAUCUUGCAAGCCACAGCUUUUGGUUCCAGAAAUCAACGAAAAGAAAAAGCAUCAAAAAGGUCAACAGAGUCCGAUCUUCAUGGCUGAACCUAUGCGUGCAUCAAAUUCUUUUGUCGGAACUGAAGAAUACAUAGCUCCGGAAAUCAUAACUGGUGCAGGGCACACUAGUGCAGUGGAUUGGUGGGCUCUUGGCAUUCUUUUGUAUGAAAUGCUUUACGGUUAUACACCAUUCAGGGGAAAGACGAGGCAAAAGACAUUCACGAAUAUACUACACAAGGAUCUAAAAUUCCCCAGAAGCAUACAGGCUAGUCUCCAAGCAAAGCAGUUAAUGUAUAGAUUGUUACACAGAGAUCCCAAAAAUAGGUUAGGAUCCCGUGAAGGAGCAAAUGAGAUCAAGCAGCAUCCAUUCUUCCGGGGUGUGAAUUGGGCAUUAGUUCGUUGCAUGAACCCUCCCAAACUAGAUUCUGUUACUCUUUUGGGAACUGAAGAUGAGAAAGAAGCAAAAGACAUCAACCCUGAGAUGGAGGAUUUACAAACAAAUGUUUUCUAAAAGAAAUGAUAGUAUUAUCUCCCAAUCAAGUCAAGUGGAUGGAGUGGAGAAAAGUGGUCCUAAGAUCCUGCUUGCAACAGUUCAUUUGUUUAUUUUUGUAUAGAAAUGAUGGUUUUCAUUUGCUUUUUUUCUUUUUAUGGUUCUUGAUAUUUGUGUUUUCUUUUUGUAUGCAUAGUUGGGUUGUUUUGUAAUCCCAGUUUCAUGAAUUGUUCAGUUGAUGUUGAGAUAAAUUAAUCUGUUAAGUCUUAGUGUUCUUAAUUUUAACUCACUUUUCAUUCCA